Molecule: messenger RNA, 1275 nt
Organism: Aspergillus oryzae RIB40
Lineage: Eukaryota; Fungi; Ascomycota; Eurotiomycetes; Eurotiales; Aspergillaceae
Product: TauD/TfdA family dioxygenase
Exons: 5
Coding region: 1-1275 (424 amino acids)
Molecular function (GO): oxidoreductase activity
Source: RefSeq, a predicted model, not a curated record
AUGUCGGUCGCCGUGCAGACUCUCGUUCAGCCUGAUAUCCAAUAUCACCCAGACUACGAAAAGUAUACGGCGCGAAAGGCGCGCAGACAGGCUACCGAGCAGCUUUCCAAGACCCUACCUGAUGGGUUUCCGCAGAAAUUAGACUCACCCCUGGUUUGGGAGGGAAAGGACGUCGAGAAGCGGGAUGACUGGAUCUACAGGUUGAAUGAUGCGCACAGGGAGGAAAUUGAUGCGGCGCUGAAGAGCUUUCAGGCCCAGAAUUUGAGCCUGGGAAAUAUUAACCAGGACACAUUCCCUUUGCCCACCCUUCGUCCAACCCUGCGAUCACUCUCGAAUGAAAUUCAUAACGGCCGGGGAUUCUUCGUCCUCCGCGGACUCGAUAUCGAUCGCUACACCCGUGAAGAAAAUAUCAUCAUCUAUGCAGGUGUCUCAUCACACAUCGGGAAUAUCCGCGGCCGCCAGGAAGACAGACGGUAUACGCCAGGCGGUGGCUCGGUGGUCCUGUCGCAUAUCAAGGAUUUGACGCGCACGAGUGCAGCUAAUGCGAUCGGCGCACCGUCCAACACGGCAGAUAAACAAGUGUUCCACACAGAUUCCGGCGAUAUCAUUUCCCUCCUCUGUCUCCACCCCGCAGCCGAAGGAGGCGAAAGCCAAAUUUCGAGCAGUUGGUUGGUGUAUAACAUUCUCGCCAAAGAGAGGCCGGAUUUGAUCCGUACGUUGUCGGAGCCAUGGCCGGUCGAUGGAUUCAAUGACCCCGAAAAGCCCUAUACCACUCGCCCCCUUCUUUACCACCAGAAGGCAACCGACACCACCCCCGAACGCGUUCUGAUCCAAUACGCUCGUCGAUAUUUCACCGGAUUCCUUGCUCAACCACGGUCGACCAAUAUUCCCCCGAUCUCUGAGGCCCAGGCCGAGGCGCUUGACGCGCUUCACUUUCUAGCCGAGGAACACAGCGCCGCAUUGGAUUUCCAAAAGGGCGACGUCCAGUAUAUUAACAACCUGAGUAUUUUCCACGCGCGGAAGGGAUUCCGGGACGAGCCUGACAAGGAACGCCAUCUUCUGCGACUUUGGCUGCGCGAUCCCGAGAACGCGUGGGCGACACCGGAGCCUCUGCGAGAACGCUGGGAAAACGUAUAUGGGAACGUCAAGGUGGAGGAACAGAUUUUCCCUCUGGAGCCUAAAUUGCGAAAGACCGUGGGUAGGGUUUGCCUUGGCACCCAUGGUUUUGGCUCCGUUUUCGGAGCUCAAUGGAAGACGGCCGAUUUUCGUUGUUAG